Talaromyces atroroseus is the source of this 1080-nucleotide messenger RNA. RefSeq lists its product as hypothetical. NCBI's taxonomy places the organism in Eukaryota, Fungi, Ascomycota, Eurotiomycetes, Eurotiales, Trichocomaceae. Gene Ontology annotation, biological process: inositol phosphoceramide metabolic process. The record is from RefSeq and is a predicted model, not a curated record. Bases 1 to 1080 code for a protein of 359 amino acids. The transcript is spliced from 2 exons. Gene Ontology annotation, molecular function: inositol phosphoceramide synthase regulator activity. Gene Ontology annotation, cellular component: Golgi membrane; inositol phosphoceramide synthase complex.
AUGGCGUUCCGUAUUUUCUGCAUACCGCGCCCGCAGACCGGCGUCUCGCUAAUCACGCUGUCGCUGCUUCUCAAUAAGAUCAGUGGUUUAUAUGGAUUGCUCGCCCUAUUGACCGGAUAUCAUCUUUCUCCGAUGCAACUAUCUAUGUACAUUUACUCGCUCAUCGCUCUUGCCCUCGCCGCGUUCCUCUUCCCUCACAUCAGAAAACAAACCCCCCUCCAUUGCCUGGGUCUCUGCUGGCUCUACUUCUUCGACACCGUCAUCAACGCGGCUUACACAAUAGCCUUUGGUGUUACGUGGUUUUUGGUUGUUUCUCAACAUAACCACAGUGCGUCCACCUCCGGACCGGGUACUACCAUUGAGGAUACAUCCGGGUUUACGAAUCCAAAGUACAAUGUCUCCACGGUUCAUGUUCCUAGCAACGUCCUCGAUGACUCUGGAAUCACGGCUGAUCCUGCCGGCGCUCCAGCCGGUACCUCCGCCGAUCCUUAUAGCGGCACCCCUAGUCUUGGUGACGGAAUCAAACAGCCAGAGAGCUUGGAAAGCAUCAUCAUGAUCUCGGUACUUUUGCUGAUUCGGAUCUACUUCGUCUUGAUAAUGUUCGCUUUCGCUAGACAGACACUGCGCCAGAAGAUUCUGAAUGCUUCUCAGCCACAUUACAGACAACUUCCUACGCAUAGUCGUGCAACCUCUGUGGCAACAGUGGCUAGCGUUGCUAGUAUGGCCAGUGCACCCGAUAUCGAUCGGGAACCUUUUCUCCCACAUACUCCAGAAGGCCAGGGAUGGCAAGGGACUCUCGGCCGUGCUAUGAUCAGCGUGUUUAGGAGCUACUGGUUGGACCCGGACUCGUCGGAUGUUGAAGAUUCGAGCUGGAUGAACGGUUUUGGUCGCGGAUUACAUUCUCGUAAUAACAGUGCCUCUUUUGAGGGAUUGUCAGAACGAGAACGACGUCGCCGGUCCGGUACUGGACCACCAAAGCCAUCACAAUCCGUUCUUCAGGCCGCAUCAUUGAUGCAACCUGUUGGUGGGAAAGGCGACAACGCUGGCGUGGAUCUACAAGAUCUCAACGAAAACAGGUGA